This is a messenger RNA of Triticum turgidum subsp. durum (durum wheat), 750 nucleotides long. Lineage: Eukaryota; Viridiplantae; Streptophyta; Magnoliopsida; Poales; Poaceae. The record is from the annotation of a GenBank genome assembly.
AUGGCUACUGCAAUCAUGAGCCCUCACCAUCUUCUGUCUGUCUCCGUGUACAUCAUCACUUGCCUCUGCUACUCGGUGGCUCUAGCUACCGCGCUCUCCUUCAGCUUCAACUUCUCCAGCCCCGGCUCCGGCGACCUCUGUGACACGGAGCUCAGCUGCGAACGUGACGCAUGCAGUGUACUUCUAACUUUGUUGGAGGUCCUCGACUCAUCAUGGAGCACCAAGCUAGCAGAUUUCGGGCUAGCGAGGCUCGUGGAUCAUGGAGCCGGGCCACAGACGACGGAGAACAUCAAGGGCACCCUAUGGUACAUGGACCUGGAGUUUAUUCUCUCACACCAUCCCACACCGGAAGCGGACAUCUACAGCUUCGGUGUCGUUCUGCUGGAGGUCGUGUCCGGCCAGCACCCAGGGAUGGGGAUGAAACUCCGGGUCAACGAGGACAUCCCGUUGCUGAUGUGGAUCUGGAACCUGUACAAGAAGGGCACCAUCCUUGAAGCUGUGGAUAAAAGGCUACAUGGGGACAACCAGCAGCUCGACCACAACUGUAAGUGGCAGUUGCAUCAUGCGCUAGUCGUCGGGCUCUGGUGCACGCACCCAUGCCAAGAGGCGCGACCGUCCAUUGUGCAGCUCAUGAACGUCUUGCAGUCAAAGGACGUCACGCUGCCGGCCCUGUCGUGGCCAGCCCCAGCCAACGUUACCACUGGAUCACAUGGGUAUAACACCGCAUCAACCUCAUCGGCCAAUGCUUGA